Labrus mixtus (cuckoo wrasse) is the source of this 1954-nucleotide messenger RNA. It is a transcript of the gene macir, whose product is annotated as macrophage immunometabolism regulator. Bases 111 to 764 code for a protein of 217 amino acids. Gene Ontology annotation, biological process: negative regulation of fibroblast migration; negative regulation of cytokine production involved in inflammatory response. Lineage: Eukaryota; Metazoa; Chordata; Actinopteri; Labriformes; Labridae. The record is from RefSeq and is a predicted model, not a curated record. The transcript is spliced from 2 exons.
GUUGGCGCCUCCUGUUGGCGGAGGAGAGGAGCUGCAGGUCGAUGGGUUUCUGUCAGUGAGAGCUGCAGACUGAGAGAGGAGCGACAGAUACUCCGCGCACUAACAGGGGGAUGUCUAUCAGGAUGGAGAUGGAUGUCAGCGAGGGGUCUCGGGCUCAUGUCUCCAUCCUCCCUGCUGCUGAGAUCAAAGCCACCCUGAAACCAGAACCAGAGAGACCCCGCUGUGCCAGCACCCCCUGUUCCCCCAUCAGGGGCACCGUGUCCGGGUAUCACAUCCUGCACAUGGACUCCAACUACCUGGUGGGCUUCACCACAGGGGAGGAGCUGCUCAAACUGGCCCACAGAUGGUCGGAGGGGGGUCCUGAGAAGAGUCCAGUCUCAGAGUCAUUGUCCGGAACAGUGCAGACCCCCCUCCCCAAGUCUGUGGACCUGUCAGUCCACCGGUCCUCCCGAGUCUUUAAAGGAAAGACGCGAUACUACCAGCCGUAUGACAUACCGGCCUCUGGGGGACGCAGGAGGAGACGCAUGCCCAGCUCCUGUGAGACCUUCCUCAGACCCCCAGGCCAUGGAGAAACAGGGAGGGGUCUGCACGCCCCACUCCCCCUCUGCCUGCUGAAAGGGAAGAGGGCCCAGUCCAAGUCCCUGGACUACCUGAAUCUGGACAGACUGAGUCUGAAGGACUCGUCAGACACAGACGGGUUACAGCACCAGCUGCAGCACCUCACCCUGAGGGGGGAGCGAGUGUUUACCAGGAACAAGACUUGAAGCUGAUUUAGACACCUGCCCCCUCCCCCCAGGGAUUAGGUGCUAUUUCCUGCUCCCUCCCUCUCUCUCUCUCUCUCUCUCUCUCUCUCUCUCUCUCUCUCUCGCUCUCUCUCUCCUCAGAUAACAGCAGAGAUGAUCUGAUAAUCCUGUUAGAUUAUUAUCGAGUCGGGAGAGGGGUUAGAUAAUGUGAAUCAUUUAAAUUUAGCAAUAACAGGUGAACAUGUUACUGUGUGUGUGUGUGUGUGUGCGUGUGCGUGUGUGUGUGUGUGUGUGUACACAGGUGUGUUUACAGAAGCACAUAUCACAGACUGAACCUGCUCUGAUCUCAUCACUGUCAGUUGAAUUAUAGAUGAACUGUUGGGUCAUACAACAGGGUGUUUAAACGUCUUAUUUCAAUGAAGAUCAUCUUCAUCAUCAUCAUCAUCAUCAUCAUCGUCACUGCUCUAUUUUAAGUCCAUCUGAACGUUCAGACUCUGUAAACAAGAGGAACGUUCUCUCAGCUCCAGUUGGAGAACCCGCCUCCUUUUUUUCUGUUUCUUUGAACAGACAGCCUCCAUCUUUAAACCCUGUGUAACAGCUUUAGCCUUAAAAUGUUCCUGAACACAGCGGUGUGAAGCCAGGGUGACGUCUGAAUCCACACGUCUGAUUUAAAACUCUGUUAUUGUGAGGACUCUGAGGAUUUCAGGUUUGAAAACACCUGUUCACUGCGUCUAUACUGAUACUAAGGUCAUCUCUUUGCUCUUUAAAAUGUCAUGUUUCCGUGGUUCUUCUUCCCUGUUUGAAUAGUUAGUGAUGUUUUAGGCAGAGAGAAGAGAGAGGGGCAGAAAGUUUCCCACAGACGGACUCGUUGGACUUUCUUUGUCUCUGCCCACAGCUGAAAGUUUGUGUUCGAUUUCACCCAGAAUCCACACUCUCUCCUCUCACACUUAAUUGCACAAGAAGCAUCACCUGACUUGGAUCAAUAUUGACCAAUGAAUAUAUCCAACUCUUCACAUAUACUCGUAUCUCUGUCUCCGUGUUGGUGGACUUUGGGUCAUUUUCCUGUCUGUUUUUUUCUGAUGAGCGAGAAUCUUUGAGCUGGCAGACAUUUUGUUCAACAUUUUGUUAGAUUCAGAAUUAACACCUGUGUAAGACAAGCUAAUUAACACAUUAAGAAUACUAUGAAUUACAAUAAAACUGGAUAAAAAGUU